AUGCCUGACAACUCCCCGCUCGCCAGCCUCCCGGACUGGAACAACAUCGACGUCAUCCACCGCAAGACCCUCCCGCCGCGCAGCUACUUCUUCCUCUACCCCAGCGAAGCCGACGCGCUCACCUUGGACGUCACCCGCGCCAGGGCCAAGUGUCUCUCUGGAACUUGGAAGUUCCACCUCUCCAAGUCUCCGUUCGAAGGGCCUCGGAGCUUCUACCAGGAUGACUUCGCCGCGGAAGGGCGGGCAACGACCUUCACGGACAUCCAGGUGCCGGGGAUGUGGCAGCUACAGGGCCACGGCAAAGGGCCUCACUACACAAACUACCUGUACCCGUGGCCCGUCGACCCCCCGCACGUGUCGUACCAAGACAACGAGUGCGGGCGCUACCUCCGGGAGUUUUCCGUGAGCGACGCCUUCGCCGCCGAGGACCACCAGCUGCGGCUGCGCUUCGAGGGCGUCGACUCUGCGUUUUCGGUGUGGCUCAACGGCAGGGACGUGGGGUACUCGCAGGGCGCGCGCAGCCCGAGCGAGUUCGACGUGACGCACCUGGUCCGCACGGGGCACGGGCAGCGAAACGUCCUCGCCGUCGAGGUGUACCAGCGCUGCGACGGGAGCUACCUCGAGGACCAGGACGAGUGGUGGCUGAGCGGCAUCUUUCGCGACGUGUACCUCCAUGCGUUUCCCAGGGUGCACCCCGUGGAUUUUUACGUCGUGCCGGACCUUGAUGACAGGUAUGAGGACGGGACGCUGAGGCUUAAGCUUGAGAUGAGCGAGCCUUGCUCCGUCGAGGUGAAGCUGCUGGACAGGAAGCACCGUGAAGUACUCAAGACGACCAAGAAGGUCGACAAGACGGCACAUAUCGAGCUGCCCGUCGAGAAACCGGACAAGUGGACGGCCGAGACGCCGAACCUGUACACGCUCGUGCUAAACUUUCCAGACGGCAAAGGGUACAGUCUGGUCCAGCGCGUUGGCUUCCGCAAGAUGGCUCUUGUCGACGGCGUGUUCUGCGUCAACGGCAACCCUGUCAAGCUGCGCGGCGUGAACCGCCACGAGCACCACCCGGAUCAUGGACGCGCAGUGCCGUACGACUUUAUGCGGCGCGAUCUCAUCAUCAUGAAGAACUGUGGCAUCAAUGCCAUACGCACAUGCCACCAGAUCAACGAUCCGCGGCUCUACGAUGUCGCCGAUGAGUUGGGUUUAUGGAUCAUGGACGAGGCCGACUUGGAGUGCCAUGGUUUCGCGGCUGUAGGUGGCGACGCGGCAUCGUACACGUCGGACAAUCCGGCUUGGAAGGACCAGUACGUCGACAGGGCACGGCAGAUGGUCGCCCGCGACAAGAACCACGCCUGCGUCAUCCUGUGGUCCCUGGGCAACGAGGCCUUUUACGGGCGCAACCACCAGGCCAUGUAUGACUGCAUCAAGGCGCUCGACGACACGCGCCUGGUGCACUACGAGGGCGACGGAGCGGCGCGAACAGUCGACAUCUUCAGCUGGAUGUACCCCGAGGUGCGCAGCAUCGAGGACUUUGCCAAAGAGCGCGACUGGAAGAAGCCGCUCGUCGUGUGCGAGUUCCUGCACGCCAUGGGCAACUCGUCGGGCGCGGCCAAGGAGUACGUCGACGCCUUCUACAAGCACCCACGCCUGAUGGGCGGCUUCGUCUGGGAGUGGGCGAAUCACGGCCUGCGGACCAAGACCAAGGACGGGAUCGAGUACAUGGGCUACGGCGGGGACUUUGGCGACGAGCCCAACGACGGCAACUUUGUCAUGGACGGGCUGCUCUGGUCGGAGCACACACUGACGUCCAACCUGGCCGAGUACGCCAAGGCGAUUGAACCGGUCCAGACGGUGUCGCUGCACCACCACGAGCUGUCGGUGGUGAAUCGGUACGACUUUCUCGGCCUCGACCACCUUUCCGGGACUUGGAGCAUAGUCAUCGACGACAAAGAGGUGUCGUCGGAUGGAAACGUGACGAUUCCGAAUGGCAUCCGACCCCAUACCCACGGAACAGUGACGCUCGAUGGGUUCCACGAGGGCAUGCUGCGUGAGGUGGACAGAGAGGCAUACAUCCAAGUGCAGUUCCGCCUCAGGGAGUCGGCGAGAUGGGCUGCGGCUGGGCACUUGGUUGCGACCGGGGAGAUCCGGGUGUCGAAGCCGCUCUCCGUUGCGGCCAUUCGCUCACUCGAGCCACCGAUGCCGAAGCCUACCAUUGAGCAGAUCACCGACGGACUCCUUACUAUAACCUCGGCUUCGGGAGGCUCGAUCUGGGGCAUCGACAUUGUCACGGGUAUGCUGGCGAGCUUUCGCCGGCCGGAGCAGCCUGGCGUAGAACUGCUCACGCAGCCAGUCAGGCUAGGCUUUUACCGCGCCCUGACAGACAACGAUCGAGGCGGACAUGGAAGGCAGUGGAAAGAGCGGCGGCUGCACCAGACAACGAGUCAAGUCCGGCGGAUUCAGUGGCAUGUGGCCGACGACGGGGUCAGGGUCGAGGUGGUCGAGCGCAUCGCGCCACCAGCAGUGGCCUGGGGAGUCGACAACGCCUGGACUUACAGCUUCCGCGGCGACUCUCUGUCCAUUCGCAUACAAGGAAAACCUGGCGGCCUGGGCCUCCCUGACACGUUUGCGCGCAUUGGACUGACAGUCGGCCUCGACGGCGUCGAAAAGGUCCGGUGGUGGGGCCGGGGCCCCGGCGAGUCAUACCGCGACAAGAAGCACGCGCAGCUCUUUGGCAACUGGCAGGCAGAUGUGGACGAUCUCUGGCUUGAUUACGAGUUUCCGCAGGACGCGGGCAACAGGACCGACGUGCGAUGGGUCGAAUUCACCGGGGCCGAGAAGCGACGCAUCCUGAGAGCCAACUUUGGGGCGCUGGCGGGCGCGAGCUUCUCGGCGACGCGGUAUUCGACCGCAGACGUAGAUGAGUGUACGCACCCGUACGAGUUGCACGAAAGAAGACGGGAUGACGUGCUCGUUCGGCUGGACUGGGCGCACCACGGACUGGGAACCGGAUCCUGCGGUCCCUGGACGCUGCCGCAGUACCAGCUCCGGGCGGACAAGGAGUUUGACGUGGAGAUUCUGCUGGAUUGA
Molecule: messenger RNA, 3081 nt
Organism: Purpureocillium lilacinum
Lineage: Eukaryota; Fungi; Ascomycota; Sordariomycetes; Hypocreales; Ophiocordycipitaceae
Product: beta-galactosidase (Lactase)
Biological process (GO): lactose catabolic process
Cellular component (GO): beta-galactosidase complex
Molecular function (GO): beta-galactosidase activity; carbohydrate binding
Source: RefSeq, a predicted model, not a curated record